UCCAACAGAGUGUGCAGAAGAAGAAGAGGCUGACAGCAGAGAGCGAGAACACAUCGAUGAGUUAGCUGUUAUUACGGACUUAUCCCCACUUCUCUUUAACAUUUGACCAAACUCCACAGCCAUGGAGUUGUCUGAAAUACUGUACAACAAAGCGGAGUACAUUGAGACGGCUUCUGGCAACAAAGUGAGCAGACAGUCGGUGCUGUGCGGGAGUCAAAACAUCGUCCUCAAUGGCAAAACUAUUGUCAUGAAUGACUGCAUUAUCAGAGGGGACCUGGCUAAUGUCAGGGUGGGCAGACACUGUGUGGUGAAGAGCCGGAGUGUCAUCCGUCCACCUUUUAAAAAGUUCAGCAAAGGAGUGGCGUUCUUCCCGCUGCACAUCGGAGACCACGUCUUCAUCGAGGAGGACUGUGUGGUCAAUGCAGCACAGAUUGGUUCCUAUGUCCAUAUUGGCAAGAACUGUGUCAUAGGUCGUCGCUGUGUGCUGAAGGACUGCUGCAAGAUCUUAGACAACACCGUACUCCCUCCUGAGACAGUGGUGCCACCUUUUACCGUCUUCUCCGGAUGCCCAGGUCUAUUUUCAGGAGAGCUCCCAGAGUGCACGCAGGACCUGAUGAUUGAUGUAACCAAGAGCUACUACCAGAAGUUCCUGCCUCUCAGCCAGAUCUGAGUCCUGCCCCAAGACCUUGAGCAGGAUCCACAUCCUUUCCAGCCAGUUCCAGGUCAGGAUCAGGGUCUCUCAUCAGACUGGAAUUGACUCUGAGAUCUCACCUUCUAUCCUUCUGCCACUAAGUUUCUCUGCCCACAGAAAAACAUUUGGUCCUAUUAAGAACCCUUAUAUGAUUCUAGUCUUAGUAUGAGAAAAGCACACAAUGAAUAAAACGUGACACAGCUGCAGUAGUUUGUACGUUUGCAGCUCCAAAUUGCAGAGAAAAGUCUUACAUCCAAAAGGUUUUAGGUAUGUUUUGAGUUGUGAUUUUCCAAUGAUGUCCAUGCAGUCUGCUCAGUGUGCUGUGGAGAAACUCAAGGACCUUUUGUGUGGCUCGCUUCGCUCUCUGACAGCAGCAGUAGGUGAAGAUGAGGAGGAGCUGUGAGAGGAAGGAGAUGAAGGGUGGAGGAAUGUGGGAACACACAGCUUGUAAAAUACCACCCAUGGACCAAAACAAUAGCGACAACAGUUGUUUGAGGAUGUUGGCUGUAUAUUAUUCAUGUCCACAGAUCAUUUGGGCAACAGAGCAGUACACUGCUGUUUUAGUCUGUCGUAUUCUUGAUUUUGAAGAACGUGUUUGUUUGAUUCCUUCUUCACCGGCUUGUCAUUUGUCAUAAAACUUAAUUUAAUACUAUUUUCUAUUUUUAUUUUGUGUUUAAAAUGAUCAACUGCAAUCCUAAAGGUCCAGUGUGUAACAUUUAGGAGGCUCUAUUGGCAGAAAUAUAAUAUUCAUGUUUUUAUUAGUGCAUAAUCAUCUGAAAACAAGAAUUGUUGUUUUCGUUACCUUUUAAUAAGCUGUUAUAUUAAACGUAAGCAGGUCCUCUUCUACGGAGUAUGAGGUGAUUCUACGGUAGCCCAGAACAGACACACCAAACACUGGCUCUAGAUAGGGCCUUUCAUGAGUUUCCUAGCCUCUUUCUUUCUUGGUUCUUGCGGCUAGAUGCCACUAAAUCCUACACACUGGCCCUUUACUUUAAACAUGUCGAUGUGUGCAGGACAGCCCUCUGUGCUCUGAUGCCUUUGUUAUUUUCUGUGAGCACACAAAAAACCAGGGCCAACACUUAAAACACUGCAGCAAAUAAAUAAAUAUAAACGCAAAUCUGUCUCAAGUUGCCUCGGCUCUGUCUUCUGUAUGUUUAUGUUGCGGAUAUGAAGGCUGAGCUGUCCAUUAAUUUUGGAAUUUUCUUCAUUUAAAGGUACCUCGUGGAGCUAAUGUUUCUAUGAGUGGGUCUCUGUAAUAUCCUGGAGCAUAACAGACAUUACUGUUGCCAGUUUUAUGCAAUUCUGCUGACUGUCAUUUGAUGGUGAUAAUAGGCAAAAAGUCGAACAAACAUAUUGAAUGCAUUUCCUUUCACAUACAAGGUUUCAAUGGCUCAACGUUUAAAUCCUGCAUUGUUUACAUCCAUAUUUACUUGCUGGCAAUCUUAUUCUUCUCUGCCUUUGUCGGCGCAUUACUGCCACCUGUUGAUCCGUGGCAUAGUGUGAAACCAUUAGCUGGACAUUUAUAAUGUGACCCACUUGCAAGUGCAUUUUGCAUAAUACAGCCAAACAAAUCAGGGACCCUCAAAUAAAAAAUAAUGCCGUUUAAAUACAAAAGUAAACCUUUAAGACAAUACAUACUCUUAGAGACAGACUCACAAUGGCAGUUUUCAUCAGAACAGGGUAAAAUAAACUUUACAGGCUUGUUUUCCUACAUUUCCUCAUCAUAGACCCUUUGCAUGUAGAAAAAGUGAGUUUUUCUAAUGCUGUUUUCUGGCACCCCCUACUGGCCCAACACAGAGCUUCACUCUAACAGAAAUGUUGCCCCUCAUCAUGUCAUCUCUGUGAGCCUUGAAUAGCUCAGUGCAGAAAUUGUCACCUCUUAAAAGGUGUGAAAAGGUCUGCUUACAAUAUUUCUAAUGCAUGACUCAAGCAUUUGUCUUCCUACCCACCUGUAAACAUCAGCUAAAUCAAUGAUCUGCACAAUGACUUAUCUUAAAGGCCCCUUCAACAAACAUACAAAUCUUUAGGGUUUUUUCAUAGGGCAUUGUGAAAUAUGUACAUGUUCAACCUCUUCUUUGACAAAGAACAGAAUCAAAUACAGUACAAAAAGGCAAAUUAUACCUUUAUAUUUAUUUAUACUUUAUAUUCAAUGUUUAGUUAUACCUGCUUACCGUUCCUCAUUUGCAUGUCACAAGUCUGUAUAUGUGCAAACAGCAAGGAAUGGAAAAAAAAUAAACUAUUUAAACUGAGUGAUCACACGAGCAAAUGUGACUUGCCCGUACUUCUUUUCCAAAAGUUAAAGAGCUGCAAGUUGACAUAAAUGGCUGUGUUAACAUAAAGAACCCUGAUGGAUUCAAUGUUAAGCGAAUACAUUUUUUUAAAAAGCAACCAAAUAAAACAAAACUCUCCAUUUUCUUUUUUUUUUUUAAUGAAACAUAGUCCAUCCAAUUGCAACUCAAUGGUUUUAUUUCUUUUACAAUGUGAACCACAUAUAUCAUACCAACAAUUAAAUGUUAAGUAUAUAGAUUAGCCAUUUAUUACUUUUUAAACAAAUAAGUAUCAAGAAAUAGCUGAUAAUAGUGUUGGCUCCAGAGACACGUGGCAUGAGUCAGCCUUUUGAAACAAUGUGGAUGAAGGCCGGUGACUGGCUCAGGGGAAGAAAAGAAAAACACAAAGUGCCCCUCCGCCCCUCUAUUAUAACCAGGAUAAUCAGUGAGGGUCAACGCUGCAGGUUCAACAGUGGAUUGGAAAGACAGCACAAUCUUGCUUGUAGCCAACUCUUUAGAAAAAAACAACUAUCUAUGGAUAGUCUUAAUUUUGGUACAUUUUUCCUGUCAGCAGACACUUUACAUAUUCCCUGUAACUGACAUGUUGUCAUGCAACAGACACACAUGGAGGUUGUAACUACUCUUUUGUAACCAAACACACCAUUUGGUUUCAGCCAAUGUGGAGUGUUAAGACACAAAAUAGUGAUGUCCGGUGUCUGGAGAAAGAAAACUAAAAUAUUCUAAAUGCAUUCUUCUGAUUUAAUGAAGAGCGUGUGGACGGGCUAUCAGGUCAGUUCAUCUCCAAUCCUCUGUCGGCCCUGACACCAUAUCCUUCCAUGAGCACUCUGCGAGGUCCCAGAGCCUAAGACUCUGACGGACACUAAGUGUGACUUUUAGGGCGAAGUUCCUAUUCAAGAAACAUGGAUCCUUCCUAUGUUACAUUAUUCAUCAGACCUGUGAUAGCUGAAGCUAACCAGAACUUUCAAGACAUUUGCUUUUUUUUUUUUUCUUUGCAAAAGAUUAAUUUUUAGAGACCAACUUGGCCUCAACAUGAAUUACUCGUUGGCCCUCUUUCACAGUAAUCAAAUACUCUUUGUAGGCAAAUAAAAUCUCCCUUAAUACGAGGUUUAUAUUUUCAUCAGUCUAAUUCAGUGGUUUGCAAGGAGAAACUCCUGAAUGCACAACUCUUAACAAAUCUCAGCCUGGUUCUUUUCUUUCACCGACAAGCCAGUAAUCAUGUAUGAAUAUAAAAGCCAACCUAUAACGCAAAAAUGAAAUCUGUGACCAAAAUGUAACAGAAGUUAAAAACUGGCAUGCUUUAUACAACAAAAGAAACCCCACUUUCCAGGUCAUAAAGGUGAACGGGAGUGAACAAGUUAA
Morone saxatilis (striped sea-bass) is the source of this 4338-nucleotide messenger RNA. RefSeq names its product dynactin 5 (gene dctn5). Lineage: Eukaryota; Metazoa; Chordata; Actinopteri; Moronidae. The record is from RefSeq and is a predicted model, not a curated record.